Hansenula ciferrii is the source of this 2748-nucleotide messenger RNA. It is a transcript of the gene HUL4, whose product is annotated as putative E3 ubiquitin-protein ligase HUL4. Gene Ontology annotation, molecular function: ubiquitin-protein transferase activity. Lineage: Eukaryota; Fungi; Ascomycota; Saccharomycetes; Phaffomycetales; Wickerhamomycetaceae. The transcript has a single exon. Bases 1 to 2748 code for a protein of 915 amino acids. The record is from RefSeq and is a predicted model, not a curated record.
AUGAACAUUACUGAGAAUCCUCAUAUUCAAGUUGUUGCUCAAAUAGGUUCAUCAAGUGCUGGUAUUGAUAUCAUUUCAUCGUCUCGUGACAACAACAACAACAACAACAACAACGACAACAAUUCAUGGUUAUCUUCAAGUAUGAAUUUACUACGGUUUGGUUCAAUCAAAAAGAAGAAAGAUAUAGAAGAUGAUUCAAGUGCUGAUACUUCAAUUUCAAUAGAUUCACCAAAAGAAGAUAGUAUCAUUAUUGGUCAUUGCAAAUGUUGUGGAUCUGUGGUUAAAUAUCCAGAAUCUACAAAAAAAUUUAAAUGUUCAAUUUGUCGUUGUAUCAUUAAUUUAAUACAAUUACCUGAUACAAAUAAUUAUGAAUCUAAUGAAGCUUUAAGUUAUAAAUCUGUUAGGAAUAAGAUUAAAGAAUGUCAAAAACAACAACAUCUUAAUGGUGAGACAAAUCCUCAUAAAAUUUAUAAACCUUUAGAAGAAUAUCUUAUACAUUGUUUUGGAACUUUUAAAAUAUUAAAUAAUUCUUUCAAAUUAAAUAAAAAUGAAUCUCAUUUAAGACAUUCAACUCCAAAUAUUAAUUUUAAAGAAGUUAAAGAUACAUUUCUUUUGAUUUUAUCACUUCCAACUAAAAAACCAUUUAUGAAGUUAUUAAUUGCAUCAAAUGAAUUAUUAUUAAGACCAAAUGAAUUAUUAAGUUCAGCUUCAGAUUUAAAAUGGUUGUUAAUCUUGUGGGAAAUCCCCACUUUACCACAAUGUCUUUAUCAUAGUAAAAAACAAUCUUCAAGUCUUGAUACCCCAGAAGUUAAAUCACUUUCAUACGAAAUUACCAAGAAAAUUAUUGGGUUUAUAUCAAAUUUUGAUUAUAAUUCAUUGAAAUAUUUAGCUGGUUGGUUUAAAAAUUAUUCAAUUGAUCAAUUUAAACAUAAAGUGGAAUUUAUAAAUUUAUACAUUACUUUCCAUUUAACAAGGCUUAUAAAUCAACACUAUAAAGCCACUGGUGGUAUUCAUUCAAAUAUUAAAUCUCCAAGAAUUGAAGCUCCAAGAAGUCCUCAAUAUAAUGAAUAUUCAGAAUCACCAAAAUUAAAUAAUACUACUAAUAGUAGUAAUGAGUCAAGACCAUCAUCAUCUAAUUCAAGACCAUUUCUUAAUUUACCAAUUACAUUUCAUAAUGGGUUUUCAAAUUGGAGCUCAUCAAGAAAUAUAUUUUAUGAUCAUUCAGAAGAUUCAAAAAUUAUUGAUUUUAAAUUAAAAGUUGGUCAUUAUGGUAAUGAAUGGCAUUUAAAAUCUGCUUCAAGAUUAUUAUCAGUUUUGAAUGUUUCAAAUAAGGGGAAAAUACCAGAUUAUUCAUUUUAUAAUUCUUUAGUUGAUUAUAUUAAUGUUAAACAGGAUUUUGAAAUGUGGCAAAAUUCUUUCAAAUUAACAUCUUCAAAUUCAAAAACAACCUCAAAUAAAUUAAUUUUAGAUCUUGCAGGUUUCACUGCACCACCAAAAAGAAUUCCUCAAUUUACAAUAUGUCAAUUCCCAUUUUUAUUAUCAUUAGGUGCUAAAAUUUCAAUUUUAGAAUAUGAAGCAAGAAGAACAAUGGAAAAUAAAGCUGAAGAAGCUUUUAUAAAAGCACUUGAUAAAAAACAAGUUUUAGAUGUUCACCUUCGUAUUAAAGUUAGAAGAAAUCAUAUUUCAAAUGAUUCAUUACGUUGUAUUAAGGAACAAAAAGAUGAUUUGAAAAAAUCUUUAAAAGUUGAAUUUAUUGGUGAACCAGGUAUUGAUGCUGGGGGAUUGAAAAAAGAAUGGUUUGGUUUAUUAACUAAAGAAUUAUUUCAACAAGAAAAUGGAAUGUUUUAUUAUAAUGAAGAAUCAAAACUUUGUUGGUUUGCAGUUUUACCAUUAGAAAAAAAUGAUGAAUUAUAUUUCAUGCUAGGUGCAGUAUUAGGAUUAGCAAUUUAUAAUUCAACUAUAUUAGGUUUACAUUUCCCCUUAGCUCUGUAUAAGAAAAUUUUAGGUAAAAAAGUUGGAAUUGAUGAUUAUUUAGAACUUUUCCCAGAUACUGCAAGAGGAUUAUUAAAAUUAUAUGAAAUUAAUAAUGAUGAAUUGGAAAAUUUAGAUUUAUUUUUUGAAACAACAUAUAAGAAUUAUUUUGAUGAACCAAUAACAAAAGAAUUAAUUCCAAAUGGAUCUAAAAUUAAAGUUAAUAAAUCAAACCUUGAUAAUUAUAUUAAUGAAUGGGUUAAUUUUUAUUUAAAUGAUUCAAUUGAAUCACAAUUCAAAAAUUUCCAAAAUGGAUUUCAUAAUGUUAUUGGUGGUAAUUCAUUAUCAUUAUUUUCACCAAAAGAAAUUGAAUUACUAAUAUGUGGUAAUAAUGAUACUUGUAAAAUUGAUAUCAAUGAAUUUAAAUCAAUUACCAAGUAUCAAGGUUGGUCAACAAGAGAUUUAGCAACUAAUUCCACAUUGAUUAAAUGGUUUUGGGAAUGGUUUGAAAAUUUAAAUUAUCAACAACAAAAAAAAUUCUUACAAUUUAUAACUGGUAGUGAUAGAAUACCUGCAACUGGUAUACAUACAAUGAAUAUAAAAAUAACUAAGAUGCCAAAUUAUGGGCCUUCAAUUAUGAAUAAAUCUAGUUCAAGAUUACCAGUUGCACAUACAUGUUUUAAUGAGUUAUGUAUAUAUGGUUAUCAAACAAGGGAAGAGAUGUGGAAUAAACUAGAUUGGGCAAUCAAUGAAAGUAAAGGAUUUGGAUUAAGAUAG